Messenger RNA from Fulvia fulva, 423 nucleotides. RefSeq lists its product as uncharacterized. Bases 1 to 423 code for a protein of 140 amino acids. The transcript has a single exon. The record is from RefSeq and is a predicted model, not a curated record. Lineage: Eukaryota; Fungi; Ascomycota; Dothideomycetes; Mycosphaerellales; Mycosphaerellaceae.
AUGCCAACACCAAGGAGCAUCCUCACAAUCCGCCUCUCAAAACACCUCAACCCCCCCAUCGCCUCCAUCCUAGCCAGAGACUGGUGCAGAGCCCCCCAAAUCGCUGCAUACUUCGACAACAUUGGCUGCGACGUCGAAUACCAUAAUUUCCAGCAGCGUCUUGUCGACAUCCGCAAGAUGCUCAACGCACGCGACUGGGCUGGGGUGUUGGUGGGAUGGUGCUUGAGGGUUAUUCUAGACCGUGCUGAGAUGUUUGAGCAAGUUGUGGCGGUCUGUCAUGAGGAGCUUGCGGGGAAGGAGACGAGGGUCAUGGUUAGUACGGGUCCGGAUAAUUUGGUGGAGACGACAUUGAGGGGGUUUCCGGUGGAGGGGAGAAGAGGGGAGCGGAGCGGAGAGCUUGAAGAGCAUACCGGCUGUCGGUGA